AUGCAAAUGGUCAAGGAUGUUCUAGCCAACAGUGAUAAAGUUUCAGAGGUCCUACAAGAGUCUACUCAUCAGUUCAACCUGCUUACUUCACCCACCUUCCUACCAAAGGUCAAGGAUCAAGGGAAAUUCACUCUCCCUUGCACACUUGGGCAUCUUGAGAUUGACAAUGCCUUAGUGGAUUCUGGAGCAAGCAUCAAUCUGAUCUCUCUCUCCAUGGCAGAGAAGCUAGGCAUAGCUGGAGCCUUGCAGCGCCCUACUACUUCAAUCAUCUUUGGAGAUGCAACUACUAAGUCUCCUCUUGGAGUGUUCAAGAACUAUCACUUGAAAAUUGGAGAAUGCAUCAUCCAAACUGAUCUCACUGUGAUGGAAAUGGAAGAAGAGAAGGAUUUGCCUUUUAUUGGGAACCCCUUUCCUUAUACCAAUCUCAGUUCUAAGAGUCAUGGAGCUACAAAGGUUGUGAAGGAAAGGGUUGACAAGGAACCAAGAGUUGGGAAGGAUAAGGAUGAGAGAGGACCAAGGAUUGAGAAGCCACGUCUUGAGAGGGCUAGAGUUGAGAAACCACGAUCUGAUAGGCCAAGAGCUGAGCGACUUGUUCAAGCCCCUUGUGUGCUUGAUGAAGAGAGCCUUCAAGCUUUGUUUGAUGAGCCACUAGGAAGGGCUCUACAAGAAGGGGAGGAUGCAGCCUCUAAGGCAAGACCAGGAGAUAAAAGAAAGGAUCCACCAGCUCAGGCCCCUUCAGUCAAGCCAUCUCAGCUCACAAUGACUUUGUUCCCCACCAAGUUUGAAAAUGGGAAGAUUGAGUACAAGAUAAGGUACAAGGGGAGAUCAAGGCCAUUCUCUAGAGCCAAGGCCAUAGUGACUUCAGAACAGUCCAGGGACCCAACCAAGCUAAAGGAGCUUCUGUCUCAAGUCCUCACUAUCACCCUUGAUGGUGGGACUAGCUCAACCAAUGCCUAA
Messenger RNA from Microthlaspi erraticum, 957 nucleotides. Lineage: Eukaryota; Viridiplantae; Streptophyta; Magnoliopsida; Brassicales; Brassicaceae. The record is from the annotation of a GenBank genome assembly.